Suillus plorans is the source of this 1053-nucleotide messenger RNA. RefSeq lists its product as uncharacterized. The record is from RefSeq and is a predicted model, not a curated record. The coding region runs from base 1 to 1053 and encodes 350 amino acids. The transcript has 14 exons. NCBI's taxonomy places the organism in Eukaryota, Fungi, Basidiomycota, Agaricomycetes, Boletales, Suillaceae.
AUGCCUUUGUCCCCCCAGUUCAUGGAAGAGGUAUGGGUGCGGAGGUCGUUCUCCGCAGCUGGCCAUACACUACUAGUCUACGACUAUCUCCUAACUUUCAGAGAAGAAUUCGUCUACGUCUGGAAGGCCCCCUGGACGGUUAUCAAAAUCAUGUUUCUUCUCAACAGGUAUGGAAACCUUAUUGGACAGACUACCAUCCGGCUGGAAGAGGCUGGUCUCCUUGCACAUAAUUCUCAAAAGUUCUGUCAAGGGUUUUCAAUUUUCACCACUUGCUUCAUGCGUGUGUCUAUCGAAUCGAUCCACAUCCUCGUGCUCCUGCGUGCAUGGGCUAUCUGGGGAACUCGAAGGCGUGUAACGAACAUCUUCACCUGGAGUUACGUGGGCUACAUCGUUGUGCUGGUGGCUAGCUCAGCAUAUGGUUUAUACGCCGGUAAUAUUCAUUUUCAGUUCCUCGACGUGGUUCAGGUCUGCGUGGCGACAGGGCCUAUUUGCUACUUCAAAGCAUAUGUGGUUGGUCGCUUUUACAUCGUGUUUGGUAUAUUGACGGACGUCUCGUCGGCCUCGAUGAUAUUCUUUAUUCUCGAUAUAAUAGUCUUCGUCCUAACGAUGCGAAGUCUCCGGAUAUAUUCUAGAGAAUUUCAGCAACUCUACCCGUCUAGUCUCCUCCAUAUACUCGUUCGAGACGCGACCUUAUUUUUCAUCGUUAGUAUGUUCAGUAAUGCAUUGACUGCAUUCAGGACCAAACCAACAUAUUUCCUUGCUAAAGGGUUCGCAACUCCGUUACUUUCGGUAGCUGGCCAGCGCCUAGUCCUGAACCUUCGGAGUCUUCAAACGCGUUCCUACGAAACUCGCGAUCUCAGCCGUGAAGUGGACCGGCAACUACAAGCAUUUGCUGAAGGGGGCUCUCCAGGCCUGGAUGAUGUAGAAGAGUUGGAAGGUAUGCAGGAUGGUGAUUCGAUGGUCGCGGACCAGUCUACCAUGCCACGAGAAAAUAUUGACAGUAUACACGAGAUCGCCGGUAUUCCUUCGUUACCUGCCCAGAAACGUGCAUGA